Molecule: messenger RNA, 869 nt
Organism: Formica exsecta
Lineage: Eukaryota; Metazoa; Arthropoda; Insecta; Hymenoptera; Formicidae
Product: glutamine amidotransferase-like class 1 domain-containing protein 3A, mitochondrial
Exons: 4
Coding region: 1-855 (284 amino acids)
Source: RefSeq, a predicted model, not a curated record
AUGAAUCUCGGAAAAUCUGCACUUUUCGCUGACGGGCGUUUACCCGAAUACCAGGAAAAUAGCUAUUCGCAGACGAGCACAUGGCCGAUGGUUACGGUGAGUGAAUACGGCACCCUCUGUUUGGAUUAUGGACUCGUAGCUGCGUUGGUGUCUAUAAACAGAGAGAAGCGGGAGAGAAGAGGAAUGAUUCUAUGCGGAUGCGGUCGAUUAGAUGGUACCGAAAUUUCAGAAGCUAUUUCGACGGCCAUACACCUACGGCAGAAAGAUAUGAAGCCGCUAUUUUAUGCUCCGGAUAUUGAGAUUUGUGGUAUAGUCGAUCAUUUUACCAGGGAGAUUGAUACUACCUGUCCUUCUAGAAAUGCUCUCGUGGAAGCUGCCAGAUUAGCAAGAGCAUGUAUAAAACCUCUGACCGAGUGCGAAGCUUGUACACAUGAUGCUCUUAUUAUACCCGGAGGGUUUGGCGCCGCACGUACUUUGAGUAAUUUUGUCGAAAAAGGAGCAAAUUGCACCGUCUUGCCCGACUUAGAGAAACUUAUCGAAGAUUUUUACUGCGAGAAAAAACCGAUCGGAUCUAUGUGCAUAGCUAGUGUGCUUAUCGCUAAAGUGUUGAAAGGCGUGAAAGUUACACUUGGCAAAGAAUCACCUAAAGAAUGCUGGCCAUACGCUGAUGCUAUCAAGAAGGUCAAAGAGAUGGGCGCUAAAGUAGAAAUGAAAGAUGUCAAAGGAGUAACACGAUGCAAGAAGUACAACGUUGUCAGUACACCAGCCUGGUUGUAUGAACCUGCAACCUAUGCAGAUAUUCACGAAGGUAUCGGUAAACUCGUCACGAUGCUAAAGAAAUGCAUAAAUAAGUAAUAUAUAUUUGUGAA